Molecule: messenger RNA, 1086 nt
Organism: Penicillium griseofulvum
Lineage: Eukaryota; Fungi; Ascomycota; Eurotiomycetes; Eurotiales; Aspergillaceae
Product: 5'-methylthioadenosine/S-adenosylhomocysteine nucleosidase family protein
Exons: 1
Coding region: 1-1086 (361 amino acids)
Biological process (GO): nucleoside metabolic process
Molecular function (GO): catalytic activity
Source: RefSeq, a predicted model, not a curated record
AUGUCUAAUCCGGAAGACUACACCGUUGGUUGGAUUUGCGCCAUCACCACUGAGUACGUUGCCGCUCAGGCGUUCCUCGACGAAAGGCAUGACGGCCCAGCGUAUUUGCCACCCCACAGCAAGACAGACUACACGUUAGGAAGUGUUGGGAAGCACAAUGUCGUUAUUGCAGUCCUGCCUAUGGGAGAGUAUGGCACAAGCUCGGCGGCUCGGGUGGCAGAAGACAUGAUGCAUAGCUUUCCGAAUAUCCGCAUCGGUCUCAUGGUCGGCAUCGGUGGCGGCGCACCAAGCCAGAAGCAUGAUAUUCGUCUUGGAGAUGUUGUGGUCAGCAUUCCUCGAAAUGGCCAGGGCGGUGUCCUUCAGUACGAUUUUGGCAAGACGAUCCAGGGCCAAGCCUUCCAGGCUACGGGAGUUUUAGAUCAGCCACCUACCGUCCUACGUGCAGUAGUAAAUGGACUAGAAGCUCGAUACGAGAUCGAGGGAAACCAACUCGAUAACACAGUCCACAAGAUCCUCCAGAAGAAGAAACGACUACAAAAGAAGUAUCAGCGCCCGGAUCUAGCUAGUGAUCGGCUAUAUCAAAGUCAAGUUGUUCAUCCGGACGGUGAAUCAACUUGCGAUUUGUGUUAUCGUGAGGAUCUAUCCUGCCUAGUUCCGCGAUCUCCUCGCACCGAGGAUGACGAUAAUCCGGCCAUUCAUUACGGCCUCAUUGCCUCCGCCAACCAACUCAUGAAGGACGCUUUGAUUCGAGAUAGAUUGGCUGCAGAAAAAGACGUUUUGUGCUUUGAAAUGGAGGCAGCUGGAUUGAUGAACAACUUUCCUUGUCUAGUGAUCCGUGGUAUCUGCGAUUAUGCUGACUCGCAUAAGAACAAAGCCUGGCAGGGAUAUGCGGCCAUGGUUGCAGCUGCGUAUGCCAAAGACCUUUUGUAUCGAAUUGCUCCCCAGCAGGUAGAGCAGGAGGCAAGAAUUGUUAAUGUUUUGAAGGAAGGAGAUCACUAUACAAAAAUAACUUUCGGGAGUUAUAACUCCGGCUUUCAGGUUGGCGUGAACGAGAGCCCUAUUACCGUGACAUUCGGGGCAAAAUGA